Molecule: messenger RNA, 273 nt
Organism: Adineta steineri
Lineage: Eukaryota; Metazoa; Rotifera; Eurotatoria; Adinetida; Adinetidae
Source: the annotation of a GenBank genome assembly
AUGACACAAACUAUUAGUUUUGGUUCAUGCGUAGCAGAUUAUUGGUUUGUCUGGAUGAUUGAUGGCGCUAGCCUUGUAUUUACACUUGCCAUAAAUUUGGCUAUAUCAUAUUUCUUUUUGAAAUACUUUCAAUUUCUUGCACAUGGAGGUCCAUCACCACCCAAAGCAGCUUCGCAAUUUGGAAAUUAUGAUGCUGCACAAGCAGCUCCUUCGAUGCCAGUUGGUGCUUGGGGUAAUGCAGCUGCAACGGGAACUGUAUUUAAUGCUGUAUGA